Plasmopara halstedii is the source of this 411-nucleotide messenger RNA. RefSeq lists its product as uncharacterized. The coding region runs from base 1 to 411 and encodes 136 amino acids. Lineage: Eukaryota; Oomycota; Peronosporomycetes; Peronosporales; Peronosporaceae. The transcript has a single exon. The record is from RefSeq and is a predicted model, not a curated record.
AUGGGGUGCACGUCUUCAAAAACGCAGCUUGAAACAGUUUUAGAGCCCACGCAUACUCACUCAAGUCUACGGCAUCAACCAAGAGAAGGUUGGACAAAUGGAGGCAAUCCGCAGACGCUAAGAGUCGAAGCACCGAAUCCAGCAAGAAGUGGUCAGAGCAACGGGAAUGUAUUGUCCGCCGCAGAGAAGCGAGAGCGGGCGGCCGAGGCGGCUGAAGCCCGCAAGAAAGACUGGCGUCAAGGCGGUCAUUCAGACCCAGAAAAGGCGCGCAGCAUCGCGAGACGCCGCGAGAAAGAUGAAUUGCUGGCCAAAAUUUACAAUAAAUAUACGCUGCUUGGUCGAGAGCCGUCCAUCGGGCUGCCAUCGUGCGACCUGGAUCAAUUGCGCCGCCACCUCGAGACAUUGUGCUAA